Molecule: messenger RNA, 1080 nt
Organism: Fomitiporia mediterranea MF3/22
Lineage: Eukaryota; Fungi; Basidiomycota; Agaricomycetes; Hymenochaetales; Hymenochaetaceae
Product: S-adenosyl-L-methionine-dependent methyltransferase
Exons: 4
Coding region: 24-893 (289 amino acids)
Molecular function (GO): S-adenosylmethionine-dependent methyltransferase activity
Source: RefSeq, a predicted model, not a curated record
UUUAGCGCCGGUAGAAACGUAGAAUGUCUUCCUCCGACUCUGUUACUGCCACCUCACAAGCUUCUCCAAAUGGUGAUGCAUGGAAUGCUGAUACGUACAACGCUGUUGCGUCCUUUGUAUAUUCAAAGGAGUUUACGACGCCGGUAUUAGGCCUCCUUAAUGCUCGGCCUGGAGAGCGAAUUCUUGAUCUUGGUUGUGGUAGUGGAGACUUGACGCUUGUGUUGAAACGAACUGUUGGUGAGACCGGAGUUGUGCUUGGUGUAGACGCAAGUGAAAACAUGGUCAAGAAAGCGAGACAGAAUGGCGUCACUGCUUCGUUCGUUGCCGACGCCCAGGAUCUACAGUUGCCGCCUGCAACGCCUAUAGAUAAGGAAGUUGCUGAUGCACUUCCAGAGGGGUUUGACUAUAAAUUCGAUGCAGUCUUCUCGAAUGCGGUGUUGCAUUGGUGUAAGAGAGAUCCAUACGCGGUUGUACGGGCCGUUGCGAAGGUCCUACGAAAAGGUGGACGUUUUGUUGGAGAAAUGGGUGGAUAUUUGAAUACUGUCGGUCUGAGAUCCUCUAUGCAUGCUGUAUUGCGCAAACGAGGUCUUGAUCCAGAAUCGCUCGACCCGUGGUACUUCCCUUCCACGGAUGAAUACAGGAAGGUCCUUGAAAGUGCAGGCUUCCGGGUUACACACAUCUCACUCAAUCCACGUAUCACACCACUUUCUUCAGACAUCAUAGACUGGCAGCGUACGUUCUGUCGGAAGACGAUCUUUGCGACUCUCAACGACGCGGAUGCGGAGGAAGUUAUGCGUGAAGUACAGGAUAUGUGUACUAUUGAUAGUAGGGAUGCGAAUGGAAGGUGGACGGUGAUGUAUUGUCGGUUGAGAUUUGUCGCGAUAUUGGAUUGAAGAUGACGGUGAUGGCCCAUCAACUUCGAAUAGAUCAGGCUCCACCUCGGCGUGGCAGUAGAAUCUACUUUGUGCCGAAUUAACCUUGUGUCUCAUUUCGGAAUACAUAGUAGGGAUGAUUAGACAGUACACGUUGUAUUGCGUAUUGCAUUGGACGUUGUAGUGAAAGCGUGCACCAAUAUAAUUU